Penicillium crustosum is the source of this 231-nucleotide messenger RNA. RefSeq lists its product as uncharacterized. Bases 1 to 231 code for a protein of 76 amino acids. Lineage: Eukaryota; Fungi; Ascomycota; Eurotiomycetes; Eurotiales; Aspergillaceae. The record is from RefSeq and is a predicted model, not a curated record. The transcript has a single exon.
AUGGAACUCUACCACCCCCAGACCGAUCUAAUCCUGACCUAUGGCAAUGACACUGUCGUCCUGUCCACGCUGGUCAAUAUCAUGGCGUUCCACCUUAAGAGCAGGCUGGAGGCCCACCAGAUUGUGGACCGACCAGAUUCGCGCUGCUUAGGACGCCUAGGAAGCCAAGACGUGGACAGCAUACACAAGGUAGGAAGACACAGUACCACGAUGACCGCGGGGUGUCCGUGA